AUGGAGGAUAACAGUAGCAGAGCGAGAUACUACCAUCUUGUACCCAAAUAUAGUAAUGCCUCUUUGGCGGACUCCAGUGCUUCUAAUAGUUCCAUUCAAAGACAUGAAGGAGGUUCCGGGCACACUGGCCUCGGGAACUCUGGGAAUACCUGCUAUCUGAACUGUAUUCUACAAUGUCUCUCCAACACAACUCCAUUGGUCGAGUACUUCAUCACUGGGUCAUACGUGGAUGACUUAAUCAGAGGAAAAGGAGAACUUCCCAAUGCGUUUGCUGCUCUGGUGAUGGAUAUGUGGCUGGGGGAUUGCCUGUACAUUUAUCCUGAUGAAGUAAAGAGAGUCCUUGGUAAAAUGCACGCUGCCUUCUCUGACGGCACUCAGCAGGAUGCACACGAGUUACUAUUGUUCUUCCUAAAUAUUCUGCAUAAUGAUUUGAAAAAGACUCUGUCUCCUCAGUCUACAGGAGUGAGAAAUGCAGAAACAUCAGUUAUUGCCAAGCUCUUCCAAGGACAACUGAGCAACGUGAAGGUGUGUUUAAGUUGCUUUCACAAGUCCAGCCAAACCGAGACCUUCCUGAGCUUGUCACUGCCCAUGCCACCUGACAGCAGGUGCUCUAUUCAGGAUUGCCUCAGGCUCUUUUUCAAAGAGGAAAUCCUGAGCUCGAGCGACCAGCCCUACUGUUCGUUUUGUGGGAGAAAACGGGAUCAAUCAGAAAGUAUCCAGAUGCUAAAAGCCCCCGAUAUUAUCAUCAUCCACUUAAAGCGCUUUGAAUCUGAUGACCACGGCAACAGAAAGCUGACCAGCACUGUGAGCUUCCCACUGGAAGACCUUGAUCUCUCCCAAUAUACAACAACUCCGUCAGCUCAACACUUGAAGUAUCACCUUUAUGCCGUUGUGAAUCACACUGGUUCACUCGACAGCGGUCACUACACUGCCUAUUGCAAAAACCCAGUGACGCAGAGAUGGCACGAAUUCAAUGAUAUGAAAGUGACUGACAUUUGUGAGCAGAAGAUUCAGUCACCGGCUGCUUACAUUCUUUUCUAUAAUUGCAUAAAUUUUCAAUGGGCUCAAUAA
Messenger RNA from Callorhinchus milii (elephant shark), 1071 nucleotides. RefSeq names its product putative ubiquitin carboxyl-terminal hydrolase 50. Gene Ontology annotation, cellular component: cytosol; midbody; extrinsic component of plasma membrane. Lineage: Eukaryota; Metazoa; Chordata; Chondrichthyes; Chimaeriformes; Callorhinchidae. The record is from RefSeq and is a predicted model, not a curated record. Gene Ontology annotation, biological process: protein K48-linked deubiquitination; Ras protein signal transduction; protein K63-linked deubiquitination. The coding region runs from base 1 to 1071 and encodes 356 amino acids. Gene Ontology annotation, molecular function: cysteine-type deubiquitinase activity. The transcript has 7 exons.